Cynocephalus volans (Philippine flying lemur) is the source of this 4470-nucleotide messenger RNA. RefSeq names its product cilia and flagella associated protein 263 (gene CFAP263). Gene Ontology annotation, cellular component: axoneme; ciliary basal body. Gene Ontology annotation, biological process: cilium assembly. The record is from RefSeq and is a predicted model, not a curated record. Lineage: Eukaryota; Metazoa; Chordata; Mammalia; Dermoptera; Cynocephalidae. Bases 17 to 1147 code for a protein of 376 amino acids. The transcript is spliced from 9 exons.
CCGCUGCGGCAGAGAAAUGACCGAUGAUGACUCCGACAGCGUCCUCAGCGAGUCCCAGACCGGGGAGGAGAGCGAGCUGCCUGUCAUCCAGCUGUGCGGGCUGGUGGAGGAGUUUAGCUAUGGAAACUCUGCUCUCAAAACUGAGACAGAGAUGUUUGAAAAAUAUUACAGUAAACUGGAGUCCAGGGAUCACCAAGCUCAACAAUUAUCAGAACUUAAAAUGCCGGCAGAAUUUGCACAGUUCCGAGGCAGGCGUAGAUCUAAAACCCGCACUGGUAUGGACCGUGUGUCAGUCCUCACUGUUGACCAAAAACUUGAGCUUGUACAAAAAGAGCUGGAAGACAUGAAGGAAGAAAUAAGGCACAUGAGGGCCAAUGCCGAACGGGACCUGCAGCAUCAUGAGGCUAUUAUUGAGGAAGCAGAAAUACGAUGGACUGAAGUUCAGAGAGCAGUGUACGAGUUUGAAAAAGAUAUUCUAAAAACCAUAUCCAAGAAGAAAGGGAGUAUUUUGGCCACUCAGAAAGUGAUGAAGUACAUCGAGGACAUGAACCGCCGGAGGGAUAAUAUGAAGGAUAAAUUACGUUUGAAAAAUGUUUCUCUCAAAGUUCAGAAGAAAAAAAUACUUUCACAAUUGAGGCAGAAGGAAGAAUUGGGCGAGGCCCUCCAUGAAGUUGACUUUCAGCAGCUGAAGAUUGAGAACGCUCAGUUUUUAGAGACAAUUGAAGCAAGGAAUCAAGAACUGAUCCAGCUAAAGCUGGCAUCAGGAAACACCCUGCAGGUCCUCAACACAUACAAAGGCAAGCUUCACCGAGCAAUGGAACUGUCCAUCAAUCUGGACAAGGAGAUCUUGGUGAGAAAUGAGCUACUUGAAAAAAUUGAAAGAGAAACCCUACAAGCAGAGGAGGACCGGGCCAAAGCCGAGGCUUGGAACAAGAAGUUACGGAAGCAGCUGGCUGAGUUCCGAGCUCCACAGGUGAUGGUGUACCUCCGGGAGAAGAUAUUAAAUGGGGACCUGGAGAAGAGCAUCAGGAUGUGGGAAAGGAAAGUGGAGAUUGCAGAGAUGUCCUUAAAAGGCUACCGCAAGGCUUGGAAUAAAAUGAAAACAACCAGUGAGAAGUUGCAGGCAAUUUGCCCCCCUGGGAAAUAGCCAGAUCCAUUAAAGUAUCAGCUCCUUUCUAGUCAUGGGGUCCUUUCCCUUUCCCUGUGCUGGCUGGUGUCCCUGACUCCCCAGCCAGGCUACCCAUCACCUUCUGGGCCACAUCUUCCCAUGAGGGGUGUGUUCAGAGUCUGGCCCCUGGAGCCUUUAACACUGAAAGAACCACAGGACACUCUAAUGGUUUGAUACUGUUAGCCCACAUUUAGUUCACAAGCACAAAUGAAAGUGACCUUCCCGCAUGUGGGAGUGGGACAGAGGAGGGAGAGCCAAACCAGUGUGUGCCCUGAGCCUAUCUGUGGCAGCCCGGGUGUGCAGCUAUCAAAAACAGACACCAAAACAGCAUGGUGAAUAGCUGGCACUCAGCAUCCUGAGCUUACUCUUCAGUUUGGGGGGUUAGCUCCUAGACCAGACUGCUGCAAAAGAAAGCAAGUACAAAGAAAACCAAGAUAAUUUCUUGGGGCUGAUGCUUCCUGCACUGGACCCACUCUCCUCAUUCUCCCCACCAUAAUAGUCAUAGUACAUGGGUUGUACGGCUGAUUCCCUUAUAUUCUUUUCACUUAAGUCUAGAUUAUCUGUAGAGUUGUUUGCUAGCUGUGAAUAUGUGGUGGACAUUGUUUGCCCUUGGAAGUCUGAUUGGGACCAUUCAUUGUGGCUAAAUCUAGUCUGUGUCUUCUGGGUUGAGGUAUCAUAUGAUUUCCGGGGGGAGAAAGGAUUCAUCUUCUCCCAGUGGUAGAGUGAAGACAGGGAUAGGCUUGCCCUCCCACUCUUGGACAUGAUCCAGUUGCUGUAGUCUUUCACCACGGUGUACAGAAAUAGACCAGGGCAGGACUCGCCACCUUGGGUCAGGAUUCCUCUCAGGACCCACACAUCCAACUGGUCUAGCUGGCACAUCAUUGGGCUUCCUGGGUCCCCCUGUGACAAAGGACAGAAGACUUCAAGACUUAGAAAAACUUGUUUUCUUUUUAAACAUAUCCUUAUGCAGUUUACUGUUUGUUCUAGAAAUGUUUUACACUCAUUCUUACUGGAAAAGGGGCAAAUUAUAGGAUGCUAUUUCAAACCUAUGUAGCCACCACCACAAAUUCCAACAAGAUGACUUUUUCUUUUAUUAUGCAAAUUACCUGGGGACUUCUGCAGAUUGCCUGUAGCUUCCUGUUUCAUAUUUGAUUUUCUUGCUCCUUUACAGUACUUUGACUAAGUCUUCCCUCUCUUUUGGCUUCUCAUUCCUCAAAUGUUGGUACGUCUUCCCUUUCUGGCCUGGACUGCUCACAUUUCCCCUUCUCUGUCUUGCUUUUGUCCUUAGUUUAAGCUGCUCCCUCCCACCCGCAGUCCUGCAUGGAGCACACACUGGGUGAGGUUCACAGCUUUUCCACCUGCUCACCCACCCCGCCUGCUCUUGGCCUUGCCUCGAGUCCUCUGGGACUUGGGAAUUCUGCCACAUACACAUAUACCAUAUCUCACUUAGGAUGAGUGGGUAGAAGGUUGGCACGCUUAGCUAGAUAUGUAACCCUGGACAAGUGGCCUAAUUCUCUCUGAGCCACAGCAAGCAUACGGUUAAUGCCUGUAACAUGCAGAGCGCCUGGCGGCGUGCUUGAAGCACAGUAUGCCCUCAGUGAGGUAUUAGCUACCAUCAUCUUGAUGUCUGUAAAAGGCCAUCAUUUUUCUGUGAAAAGGUGAGAAAAAUGGGAAAAGCAACAAGACGACUACUAGAUGUGAUUUACCUUACCUGCCCCACCACCCCCGCCUCCUCUUAAAGGAAUACUCCACCCCCACCCUUGCCCCGAGAACCGUGUUGUCACCUGAAGGCUAGUCAGCCACAGGCCACAGUCUGAACAGAGUUGACAAUGAGAAGCUAAAAGGCAGCAGAGUGUCCCCCUCAGCUCUUCCCCUCCGAGGCCCGGGUGUUUGGUCUGUCUCCGGUAUCCUCUUUCAACAAACCUCCCUUUUUCUGAAGAAGCCACGCGACAACAGAGGUGAAGACGGAUAGGAAAAGAAAGGAGCAACUGCACGCAGGGCAGCAAGGAGGCAUGCUCGGCCAAGCCACUGUAACUCCCUGGUGGUCUCUCAGCAGGCCAAGGCCAGACAUGGCAGGAAGACAGUGCAUCUUCAUCCCGUGCUUCUCGUUGAUGAGAAGUGAGUGCUUAAGUGUAGGAUUCUUGUCUUUCCAGUUUUUCACGAUCUACUGUUCCACCCCACACUGCCAUACGGCAAGGGCACAGAUUUCAUCCUGGAGUUCUGGCUAGUUAUCCUAGGACUGCACCCCAUUAAGUCUACCUAGGGCAAGCAGCUCCCUUGCCAAGAAUGGCCUGAUGUCCCUCCUUUUUGCCAGUUCCAUUCCCAGUUUGUCUUAACUGUGGUUUUAUCGAUUGAGGAAGAAAAGGAAUGAAAUUUAGGAUGAACAGUUAGAUGAAGGACUGUGUGGUAGAUGUCCCCACCUACUGCAUGGUUGUGCAGGUUGCUAUGUCACCCGGGUGCAGAAUAUGCUGCUUUUUCUCUUCCCCAUAAUCCCGUGGGGCUGCAACUUCUGAAGCACAAGCAGCUGAGACAAAAAGUACCAGGUGCCCCUCUGGAGCAGCCCUACCUCAUUUCCCAAGAUAGCAGCCACAGCACAGAGGGGCUCUUUCAUUGUGUGAUCCUCUCCCUGGACAUUCAACAGAAGCCCUAACACUUAUUUAAAAAAGAAUGGGCGGUGGGGCUGAGUUCAGAGUAAUUCUGUCUUUGUUGGGUUUGGAGAAACCCGUUAGGCAGGUAUUGAACCUGGUGUUUUGUUCUACAUGUGAGAAGUGUGGUUUUGAGGAUCUCUGGACACUAGAACACAUUUCCAAGAGAGGAAAGGAUUUUAGGUAGACAAAUCACCAUUAGAGGGUUUGCAAGCACAAUUCUGUUCAAAAACAAAGGACUAUUUACACGUGUACCACAGUUAACAACCAACCUGAACUUUGCAGGUGGGUUUUAAAAAGGUGAUCACUUAGAGUAUAAACAGCUUACCAUAUUCCAUUGAGUCUAAGAGACACUUAAAAAAUGAACAUCUUUGAAAUUGAGUUAUGUCUUUUAAUCAGUUGAUAUGAGAGUUUAACUGGCAGCAUUUUUUCCUUCUUGGUAUUACAUAUAAUAAUGGUUCAUUCUACAAGUGGUAACACCUUAGAUUUGAUGAAGUAUGAUGCUGGAUAGAUGGAAUGGCUGAUGGCAGGAUUUUGCUAAGUAGCUAUGUCUCCUACUGUAUUUUAACACAUUAUUUGAGAAGUUGUUAAGGUCCUCCACCUGGCAGAGGACCCAGUACAAAACAGGCACUGGGUAAACACUGAACCAACUUUGGA